AGAAACCCCCAACCCCACCUUUUCUUCUCCCUGGCAUCCGUUUGACGCCACCAUUUCUCCUCUCUGCCACUCCCACUCUCCGAAGCCUAUUCCCCUUCUAUCCCUCUCUCCGCCCCCCACUAAAAUCACCUGAAAAUCCUUCCUUUCCUUCCCAUUCGAAGUGAAAUACCCAAAGGUCGAAUCUUUCGAUCUAAAGCCGCCAUUUUCCCUCCCGAUUUCCCCCAUUUUUUGGGCUAUCCGGCCCAGAUCCUUGUGAGAGAUGUGGUGGGAGAGCGUGCACUUCAACGCGAGGCCUAAGGAGACGCCGGACGGGAGGAGAACUCUGGGGAGGAAUGGGGGGAUCUGGGGCCCUGGGUCCCGGUGGGGUCACACCUGCAACGCCGUCAAGGGGGGAAGGUACCUCUACGUCUUCGGAGGCUACGGCAGCAGCAAGUGCCAUACCAACGAAGUUCACGUUUUCGACACUGUUAAGCAGACUUGGAGCAAACCAAUGAUGAAAGGUGUUCCGCCCUCUCCAAGGGACAGCCAUACCUGCACUACUGUUGGGAACAUGCUAUUUAUCUUUGGGGGUACUGAUGGGAAGAGCCCAUUAAAUGACUUGCAUAUGUUAGACACCUUGUCUAAUACAUGGUUACAGCCAACCGUACAUGGCAAGGGACCGGAUGCACGUGAGGGGCAUAGUGCUGUACUUGUCGACAAGCGACUCUUCAUAUUUGGAGGCUGUGGGGAGUCUAGCGAUACUCAUAAACCAUUAUAUUACAAUGAUCUUUACAUACUGGACACAGAAAAAUUAAGCUGGGAACAUGCUGUGACAUCUGGCACACCACCAUCGGCCCGUGAUUGUCAUAGCUGCUCAUUUUGGAAUAACAAGAUUAUAGUGAUUGCCGGUGAAGAUUCUUCAGAUUGCUAUUUAUCUGAUGUUCACAUACUUGAUGCAGAAACUCUUGCGUGGGAAAAAAUGAGUACUUCAGGGAUCCUUCCACAUCGUGCUGGGCAUACAAGUGUGGCCAUUGGAAGCAAUAUAUUUGUAUUUGGGGGUUUUACAGAUGCUAGAAACCUUUAUGAUGACCUACAUGUACUGGAUGUUGAUAGUCGUAGUUGGAGGAGAGUUGUACCUGUGAACCAGGGGCCCUCUUCCCGUUUUUCAGUAGCUGGUGACUGUGUGGAUGAACGGAGGGGCAUAAUUGUUUUCAUAGGUGGUUGCAAUCAAACUCUUGAGGCACUUGAUGACAUGUAUUAUCUUCAUACAGAUAUGCCAGUGGUAAAUGGACUAUUGGAACAUACUCGGGAGAAAAUCUCCAUUAGGAGAGAGUUAAAGAAAAAGUGCCAGGAAGAAUAUCAUCCUGCUGAAAGUUUUGGGAAGGAUAAUGGUGUCCUCAAGCUUGGGACGAUGUCUGAUUCAUCCCAGCCUGCACGUUUGCAGGAUUGCAGUCAGGCAGGAACAAGAGCAUGUGAUUCCAGGCCUCCUGAAGAGGUUACAUUUGAAGCUACAAUUACAAAUUCAAAUCCAUAUGGCCAUGCAAUUGAAACAACCAUUGAUGGAAAAUUGCUUCAUGGCAUGCUAUUCUGCUGUACAUCAAGCUUUAUCCUGGAUAAGUAUGAUUACCCCAACAAGAGGAUGGCCACAGAUGGCGGAGAUGCUAGACAGAAUGUGUACCAACCCUUCAUGAAUACCAAUAUAGCCAUCCAUGCAGAAACGCGAAGCUUGGAGAAGGGGCGACGCAGGGGUGUUUAUGGCAGAAAAUCAACAUCACAAGAGUUGCCUAGGGGAACUCUUGCAUCAAAGUUGACUAGCUCAACUCCUGUCGCUGUUGUUCAGCCAAAUAUGGCCUUAAUCAAUGUGGAGCCGCCAUCACUUCCACAUGCAAAUCAGAAGAAUGUUGGAACUCCAGAUGAUCCACAAAAACUGAGUGAUGAAAAAUCAUGCGCGAAGGCAUCUGCCAAUGUUGAAGAAACCCUACCCUCGUCAGCAAGCCAGGUAAUGGAUACCGAAGAGGAUCAUCGGUCGAGCAAUGGACAUCAUCAAGAAUCAAUAUGAAAUGUAAAAAUAAUGCCUCCGGUAACCGAACAAGCUUUAGAAGGAGGUUGAGCAAGGGGCGGCCUUUUUGGGAGGGAAUAGCAAUUCCUUCGAUGCUAGCAGAGUGAAUGACUUAAAUAUUGUGCAACCACUCUGUGCAGCCCUGCCUGAAGUCUUUAUCUACAGGUCAUGUUGUAUAGGCUUGGCCUUUUAUUGCUCUCCUCUGUUGUUAUGCAUCCUUUUUUCGCCAUCCUGUUGUUAUGAAUGUUCAAACAUGACUAUAUAAAUUAUACAAAACAUUCUUACAUAACAAA
This is a messenger RNA of Elaeis guineensis (African oil palm), 2331 nucleotides long. RefSeq lists its product as uncharacterized. Gene Ontology annotation, molecular function: protein binding. The record is from RefSeq and is a predicted model, not a curated record. NCBI's taxonomy places the organism in Eukaryota, Viridiplantae, Streptophyta, Magnoliopsida, Arecales, Arecaceae.